AUGGUGCUAUCAAGUCCUCGUCGCGUGCUCCAGGUUGACGAUCUUACAGUCGACGGAAUCUCGGACGAAGGCGAUGUGGUCCCAGCCCCUACUACAGCGCCUGAACGAAUCUCCCCUCAACGUCGAACCGCCCGUCCUCGACAGUCUCGAACGCCAACACCUCCAAGCACCCUUCCCACCUCCCCUAGCUCAAGUACUGAAACCACGUCCGCUGGUUCAACUCCUCGCCCCACAGUUACGACCCCCACACCAACAACGCCACGUGUAACGACACUUCCCCCCACGACAACACUGGCCGUGUCCACUGCUGUUGUGACCACAACGACUUCCCCUACUCCAUCGCCCACUCCUUCGCCUACUUCAUCCCCCACGUCUUCAUCCACCCAAUCAACAUUGCUUCCAACAACGUCACUCGCAACAACAAGCACCCCCGCCCCUCUACUACCUACCACACCGCUGCCGAAGACGCCAACAUCAAGCCCUAUUCCACCAGCACCGGUACUGGUCCCUACAACGUUACCAAGUGUGGAAUCUGCCGACCUACCUUGGGGGGACAUAGCUCCACCCUCCACAACGCUGUUCGAAGCAUUUGAUCCUACGACCGGAACCCCGUCCACCCCCCAAGCCACGAGCUUUCCUGUGAGCGCCAUCGUCGCGAUAGUCGCAGGUGUUCUUGCUGUGCUUGUGACGGCCGCCGUCGUAGCCUACUAUCGUCGUCGCUAUCGACAAAUGAGUUUGCAGUACCUUCAAAAUAUGCAGUCCACUGCGUGGACAUUUGACGACGCCACGGUCGACAACGACUCGCACGCGCCGUCUGGACCCCCACGCUCCCCCUCCAUGUCUAUUUGGACUAACCCAAACCGCCCCGCGUCCGAGUUUUCAUCCGGAUUCAAAGCCCAGUGGCAGCGUCAUGCGUUUCCGUCCCCGGGCUCCACGGCAGACUACCAGGCUCGUCGGGCACGAUUGUCGUCGUUGCAGACUGAGGUCAACCACGAAGGCAUGCGCCACAAUGGAUGGUACCAAGCUUCACUGGCAGACUCGUCAGUCGCUGCGCACCAUCCCAAGAUGGCCAUGCCGCUGCGACAUGGGAUGACUGGCGGCAGCAGUGUCGAGAGCCUCAGCAGGUUGGAUCCGGCGCAGCGCCUGCACAUGAACCGCCAAGGGCACAACCUCAUGUAUGACACCCACCAAGCGAGCUAUAUCAGUACUGCCAACGACCACGAGUGCGAUUCUGCCAUUAGCUUCAAGUCAUCGGGCGGGGAAUCGACGUCGCCACGCCCCACGACGAAGCGAAGUACGAGAGGCGACAACCACCUGAGCAUGUCUAGCUGGGACGAGCCGUAG
Molecule: messenger RNA, 1344 nt
Organism: Aphanomyces astaci
Lineage: Eukaryota; Oomycota; Saprolegniomycetes; Saprolegniales; Verrucalvaceae
Exons: 2
Coding region: 1-1344 (447 amino acids)
Source: RefSeq, a predicted model, not a curated record